CUCUCUCUUUCUCUCUCUCUCUCUCUCUCUCUCUCCAGCAUCUCUCCUGCAGCUCGAAUUUUCCACAGAGCUGACCGAAGGCCCGGUGCUGCAGCUCCUCUCCUCCUCCUCCUCCUCCUCUUCCUCCCUGUAUGUGUGAGUGCGUGUGUGAGAGUGUAUUCCGGAUGCAGUGAGGGUCCUGCAGGCUGCCAGCCCCCCAAAAACUCAAGCAAUGGCCAGAAUGAGUUUGCUCUCCUUUCUCCUCUUUUGCUUGACUUCCGUUGCUCAUGGCAACAAAGCCAAUAAGCACAAGCCAUGGAUCGAAACAGAAUAUCAGGGCAUAGUCAUGGAGAACGACAACACGGUUCUGCUCAACCCCCCUCUCUUCGCCCUGGAUAAGGACGCACCUCUGCACUACGCAGGUGAAAUCUGCGGGUUCCGUGUCCAUAACGGCCCGGGCGGUUCUGGGGCUGCCCAGUUCGAGGCGGUCGUGUUGGACCGCUCCACCGGGGAGGGCCUAGUGCGCUCCAAAGAGCCGCUGGACUGCGAGAGCCAGAGGGAGCACAGCUUCACCAUCCAGGCCUACGACUGCGGAGAGGGACCCGACGGCACCAACAGCAAGAAAUCACACAAAGCAACAGUUCACGUGCGAGUGAACGAUGUGAACGAGUUUUCUCCGGUGUUUGUGGAGCGCCGGUAUGAGGCGUCCGUCCCUGAGGGUCGUCUGUUCGACCGGAUCGUUCGUGUUGAAGCUUUGGACGCUGACUGUUCACCCCAGUACAGCCAGAUCUGCUUCUACGACAUCAUCACCCCCAAUGUCCCCUUCGCCAUUGACAACGACGGGAACAUUAAGAACACUGAACCUCUGGACUCGAAGAAGCAGCGUGUUCACAGUUUCUGGGUGACUGCGUUUGACUGCGGGAAGAAUCGAGCUCAGGCUGAUGCUCAGGUCGUCAUUACAGUCAAACCCUCCUGCAAGCCUGGCUGGAUCGGCUGGUCGAAGCGAGUUGAAUACACGCCGGGCUCCGGCAGCAUCCCCCUCUUCCCCAACCUGCACCUGGAGACGUGUGAGGAGACGGUUUGGAACAUCCAGGCCACCGUAGAGCUCCAGACAGGCCACAUUGGGAAAGGCUGUGACCGGGACAGCUACUCGGACCGCUCCGUCAGGAGGCUCUGCGGUGCUGUGAGGGGUGAGGUCGACCUGCUCCCGCCUCCCUCUCCUGCAGCCAAUUGGACAGCGGCGCUGCCCACUCUGCCCUCCUCUGAUUCAUCAUUGGUCUUCUCCUUCAAUGGCUCUGCCCACGUCGCCGUGGUGCCCGACUCGGUCGCCUCCAUGGUGUCAGGGGACCACUUCACCCUCCAGCUGUGGAUGCGAAGGGGCGGGGCCAGCACUCAGCCGCCAGCCAAUCAGGCGAGAGGGACCCGCAAAGAAGAAGAAACCAUCAUCUGCAGCACGGUGAAGAACGAUGACUCGUAUUCGCACUACUCCCUGUCUGUGCACGGCUGCCGCCUUUCUCUCUUCUACUGGCCAGACGUGUCGGCUGCGCGGCCGGUCAAAUUCCUCUGGAAGCUGGAGCAGGUUUGUGACAGUGAGUGGCAUCACCUCUCCCUCAGUGUGCAGUUCCCCUCCGUCACACUCUACGUAGACGGCGUGACCUUCGAUCCAGCGCUCAUCCACGAUAACGGAGCCAUCCCUAACCCAGCCCCACGCCAGCGGCUGGUCAUUGGAGCAUGCUGGGAGCCAGAGGAGAAGCAGAAAGAUAUUCUAAACAACAGCAUCCCCGAAGGCAAGGACACAGGGAAGUUUGUGGGUGGUUACCGGGGCCUGUUGUCGGGGGUGACGGUACGUCCGGGAAGCGUGGAGCCCCACAGUGUAGUGGAGUGUCUGUACGCCUGCAGAGAGGGCCUGGAUUUCGGGGACCUGGAGACUCUAGGCUCUGGCAUGAAGGUCCAUGUUAACCCCAGUCAGUCGGUGCUGGUUCUGGAGGGAGACGACAUCGAAAGCUUUAACCGUGCCGUCCAGCAGGUGACCUACCGGAACUCUCUACGCUUCGCCACGCCUGGAGUCCGACCUCUAAAGCUCACCACGUCCCUCAGGUGCUUCAGUGAGGAGAGCUGCCUCUCUCUGAGGCAGCUGGAGGGUUAUUUGGUGGUUCUUCAGCCCGACGCCCCCCAGAUUUCUCUCUCGGGGGUUGGUCCCCACCUGGCCCGCCCGGCCCCGGAGUUCGAGAGUCCGCGUGGGGUCCCCCUGUUCCCCGAGCUCCGCAUCGUCUGCUCCCUUUCUCACGCUGUCAACACGGCCGCUCAGGGCAUGGAGGGAGGAGCGCUCAUGUCAGACGCAGUGGCCCACACUCUGGACGGCUGUGAGGUCCAGCCCCUGGGGGAGGAGCUAAACCCAGAGAAGGAGGAGCUUCUGGUGGAUAUGGAGUCUUUGAAAGAGCAAGGGCUGGACAUCAUCAACACCACAGCCUACAUCGCCAUCACUGGGGCGGAGUCAAUCUCAGUGUACGAGGAUGUCCUGCGUUCUAUUCGCUACAGACUAGCAAAAGGCUCCGCCCGCUUCGAGAGGAGGUUCAGACUGUCCUGUUCAGAAAUGAACGGACGCUACACCAGUAACGAGCUCACACUGGAGGUGAACUUCCUGCACUCUCUGGACAGUCUGUAUCACCCCUCACACCUGCUGGCCUCUCAGCAGCAGUUCCUCCACCCGUCUCAUCACACAGGAGAGCUGAGCGGACACACACUGCCCAAUCCGCACCGCAACUCAGUAGUUCCGGGAGCUGCCACUGUCAUCAUCAUGGUCUGUGUGGGGUUCUUGGUCGUCAUGGUGAUCCUCGGGGUGUUCCGCAUCCGCUCCAUCCAUCGCCGUGGAGACGGAGCCAGGGGUGGCGGCAAAGAAGGCAGCAACCAGUGGGACGAUUCGGCCCUCACCAUCAUUGUGAACCCCAUGGAGACGUACGAGAACCGCAUGGGCAUGGCGGCGGAUACAGAGGGGGAAGGCGACGACGAAGAGGAGGUGGUGGAGUCUCCUGACGACACGGGCGACGACCAGCGGAUCAUCAUCAAGAAGGAGGGAAGAGACUCCGCCCCCCGUCGCUACUAAACGAAACGCCCGCACACGUGAAACAUGAAACCCAUGAUAAGCCACACACAGCGUAAAGAUAUUGGAUAUCAGCCUUCGUGAAUGCAUUGUCUCUGGAAUGUAUGCUCACACAAACACGAUGCACAACGCCCAGCCGACGUUUAGGCCACAUUUAACCCAACACUCCUCCACGUAUGUAUGGCACAACGAUGUAAAACUACUGUAUGUAUAUCACUCGUCUAAUCCCUUCGGUGAAUGUGAUCAUUGCACUGUAUCUAAAACCACUGAGAACACCGGGUAUCAUUACAGACGAAUGUAAGCUAAAGUGAUUUACGUUACUAUAGAAAUUAGCCACUUAAAAAGUGCAGUGAAAUCAAGGUUUUACGAGUUAAUCAUGUUUUAACGUAAUAGUAGCGUGAUUCACAUUAACUCAGCGUUGUUGUCGUUUGUCUGUACAAUCUUUUUUU
Molecule: messenger RNA, 3528 nt
Organism: Colossoma macropomum (tambaqui)
Lineage: Eukaryota; Metazoa; Chordata; Actinopteri; Characiformes; Serrasalmidae
Gene: clstn3
Product: calsyntenin 3
Exons: 20
Coding region: 212-3082 (956 amino acids)
Biological process (GO): homophilic cell-cell adhesion; positive regulation of synaptic transmission; positive regulation of synapse assembly
Cellular component (GO): cell surface; postsynaptic membrane
Molecular function (GO): kinesin binding; amyloid-beta binding; calcium ion binding
Source: RefSeq, a predicted model, not a curated record